Messenger RNA from Lolium perenne, 2214 nucleotides. RefSeq lists its product as uncharacterized. NCBI's taxonomy places the organism in Eukaryota, Viridiplantae, Streptophyta, Magnoliopsida, Poales, Poaceae. The record is from RefSeq and is a predicted model, not a curated record. Gene Ontology annotation, molecular function: protein binding.
UCGAUCUUCCCAUCGGAUAGAGUCCCUGUUCUGCUUGCUCGGCUCCCAGUCGUCUUCUCCGGCGAGCUCCAAUGGUGUCGCUCGCCGCCCCAGCCUUCUACUCGCGGGUCACGCGAGCAUCCAGCGCCGGCACCGCGAGGGCGCCUUCUCAGUGCGCGUGCAGCCGUGGAGCGGAGGCGCGGCCUCGGGCGGCGGAGGCGGAGGAGGCGCCGCGGUUCAGGUGGGAUGAACUCGGGACCGGCCUGUCGGAGCCCCACGAGCAGGCGCUGCGCGGCCUGUCCCCGAAGCUUCCCAACCGCUGCAGGGCGCUGAUGCCGCGCAUCGUGUCCCUGUCUCCUCACGGUGAGAAUCUCGGCGUGGUUCUUGCGUUCUGGGUGAAGGCCAUGAAGCCCAAGAGGGCCGACUGGCUGCUGGUCCUCAAGGAGCUCAAGGCCAUGGAGAGCCCGCUUCUUGCCGAGGUACUGGAGUAUGCAUUGAUGGAGGAUUCGUUCGAAGCAAACGUGCGCGACUACACCAAGUUGAUACAAAUCUAUGGCAAGCAAAAUCUGUUGAGGGAAGCCGAGGAAGCAUUCCAUGCCAUGAAAGCCAGAGGUCUCCCCUGCGACCAGGUCAUGCUGACCGCGCUGGUGGACAUGUACAGCAAGGCCGGAGAUCUCGCACGCGCGAAGGAAAGCUUCGAGGAGAUCGUGCUGCUUGGCCUGCCGCUCGAUAAACGUGCUUAUGGCUCGAUGAUCAUGGCUUACAUCCGAGCUGACAUGCUGGACCAAGCAGAAGAUCUAAUCAAAGUAACAGAGGAUCAGCAGAUCUUUGCGGGGAAAGAGGUUUACAAGGCUUUGCUGAGAGCAUACUCAUACAAAGGCGAUUCAGAAGGGGCGCAGCGAGUUUUCGACGCCGUACAGUUCGCAGGGACGGUACCCGACACGAAGCUGUGUGCACUCCUGGUGAACGCUUACUGCCUCACUAAUAAGAUCAAUGAGGCUGUCUGUGUGACCCGGAACAUGAGAAGUGCUGGACUGGAGCCGUGUGACAGGUGUGUCUCAUUGGUAUUGGGCGCGUACGAGAAGGUCAACAGGCUGGAAGGAGCACUGGAGUUUCUGGCAGAGCUUGAAGAAAAUGGCGCUGUAAUUGGUCAAGAGCCUUCGCAGUUGCUUGCGGGAUGGUUCGGGCGGCUUGGCGUUGUUCAUGAAGUGGAACAGGUCCUGAAGGAAGGGAUGAAGAGUAAUGAGAGCAAGCAGGGUGUUUCAGUCCUGAAGGAAGUGACGAAGAGUAGGAAAAACGAGCAGGGUGUUCCAGUCCAGAAGCAAUGGACAAAUGGCAGGAAGAGCAAACGCAGUAUUUCAGUCCACAAGGUAGGGAGAAAAGGCAGGAACACCAAACAUAUUAUUUCAGCACCUCUGCAACCCAGUAUUUCAGUCAAGAAUGAAGGAACAGCUAGCAGGAAGAGCAAACAUAGUAGUAGUCCAUUACCUCUGGAACUAAAAUGAUUUUCUAGCUUACUCUAGCCGUUAUGGCGGUACAUUGUCAAGAAAUCACAUGACGGUCAUGAGGAAUACCUAACCAGAAGAAGGAAGACCUAUGUGAGUGAGUGCAUGUAGCUGCGUUUUCUUUUUGAAAGUUUAGUUUCAAUGCAAACUCCAGUGCAGCAGAGAAAGAAGAUUCGUCAAAACCAGACACCAGCGAUGUCAUCUUAUUUUCCCCACGGAACACACAUCAUAGCUAUUCUCAAGUGCUCAAUCAGAACAUCUUCGUUCAAGAACAAAAACCCAACACACUAUCAGUACAAUGCAACAGGGCAACUCAUUAUAUGAAUCACAAAACAGUAAAACAAAACAGCAGAAGACAAUGGUAAUAUUUGGAAGGCUUCCUGAAUAUAUGAUCAUCUACUUUAGAGACCUGAAAAUGUCAUCCGCACCACCCUGUGGUGAAGGCUUCAACAGUUGAGACCAAAUUAGAUCCAUGCCUAUGCAUAAAUCAGAUACUAGAUGUUUAAUUUCAUGAAGCAGUGCAGAGAGGUUAUAGUCUAAUCGUCACCCUCGGUUCUGGACUUCUGCUUCUUCCCUUUGGUGACCGUUUUAGGCUCAACAUCCACUGAAGCAUCACGCUUCUUCUUUUUCUUGUUUUUGGGAGGCUUGGCCAUUGGCAGGCAUCUCAUGACAUGGGGCUCCUCAAGCUUGUUCUAUUUUUUAUCUUCUCAGUUUCAAGUUCAGCUUCUGA